Messenger RNA from Micromonas commoda, 453 nucleotides. RefSeq lists its product with no specific name. Gene Ontology annotation, molecular function: enzyme regulator activity; calcium ion binding. The transcript is spliced from 2 exons. The coding region runs from base 1 to 453 and encodes 150 amino acids. Gene Ontology annotation, cellular component: central plaque of spindle pole body. The record is from RefSeq and is a predicted model, not a curated record. NCBI's taxonomy places the organism in Eukaryota, Viridiplantae, Chlorophyta, Mamiellophyceae, Mamiellales, Mamiellaceae. Gene Ontology annotation, biological process: spindle pole body organization.
AUGGCUGACACCACGGAGGUUUGGCGACAGGUGAAGGAGUUCAAGGAUGCGUUCGCCAUCUUUGACAAGGACGGCGGCGGGAGCAUCACCACCCAGGAGCUCGGCGACGUGAUGAAGUCCCUCGGUCAGAAGCCAACAAACGCCGAGCUGGAAACCAUGGUGCGCGAGAUCGACGCCGACGGCAACGGAGAGAUCGACUUUCCGGAGUUUCUCACCAUGAUGCUCCGGAAAAUGAACGAGGGUAACCCGGAGAAGGAGCUCAUGGACGUCUUCAUGGUUUUCGACAAGGAUGGGAGCGGGACCAUCAGCGCCGAGGAGCUGCGCGCGGCGAUGAAGGUCAUCGGAGAGAAGCUGACGGAUGACGAGAUCGAGGACGCCAUCAAGCUCGCAGACAGCGGCGGAGACGGGGAGGUGGACUACGACGAAUUCAUCCAGUUCGUGCUGAGCGACUGA